This is a messenger RNA of Fusarium keratoplasticum, 1494 nucleotides long. Its product is annotated as DNA-binding protein creA. The transcript has a single exon. Gene Ontology annotation, cellular component: cytoplasm; nucleus. The record is from RefSeq and is a predicted model, not a curated record. Bases 250 to 1494 code for a protein of 414 amino acids. Gene Ontology annotation, molecular function: RNA polymerase II cis-regulatory region sequence-specific DNA binding. Lineage: Eukaryota; Fungi; Ascomycota; Sordariomycetes; Hypocreales; Nectriaceae.
AUUCCCGUUCUCUCCAAAUCGUUACGCCAGAUCCUCCAGCUUCCCCGGAACUUGACUCCUCCACCAACCUGCAUCAGCUUCAGCUUCAGAGACUUCGGUCCAAGAACAAUCACCCAAUACACCAGCAACCCAAACCGCACAUCAACGAUCGCUAUAUCGGCUCUCGACUCUGGACUCUUAUCCACUGACAUCGCCAAUCUUGAUAACCUCUAUCACGUUGAGCGUUGGGUCCUCCACCAGUCGACUCACAUGCAACGAGCACUGGAUUUCUCCAACCUACUGAAUCCCACAGCGUCGGCUGAUACGGAACCCGAGAAACCCCAACAGGGCGACGUCGAGAUGGCAACCGCAGCAGUCACUGUUAUCAAACCCAACGGGCCCCUCCCGGGUGCCCAGGCCUCAGAGAGCUCCAACGAGCUGCCUCGACCUUACAAGUGCCCUCUCUGCGACAAGGCCUUCCACCGUCUCGAGCAUCAGACUCGACACAUCCGCACUCACACUGGCGAGAAGCCUCAUGCCUGCCAGUUCCCCGGCUGCAGCAAGAAGUUCUCUCGCUCUGAUGAGCUCACCCGCCACUCCCGUAUUCACAACAACCCCAACUCGAGGAGAGGCAACAAGGCUGCUCAGCAGCACCAGCAACAGCAGCAGCAUCAGAUGCACCAGCAGCAGGGCCUCCCGCCUCACAUGCUUCCCGAUGGAAUGAUGGCGCCGCCUCCCGCUCCCAAGACCAUCCGCUCUGCUCCCACAUCCACUCUGGCCUCCCCCAAUGUCUCUCCUCCCCACUCUUACUCGACAUUUGCUCUUCCCGUCUCGGCUGUUCACUACAACCGAAGUGGUGACAUUUCCAUGCUGGCCAAGGCCGCUACUCAGGUUGAGCGUGAGACCCUCACUGCUCCUCCUCACCACAACUCGCGUCACCAUCCCUACUAUAGCCACGGAAUGCACAGCUCCCGAGGCCACCUCCCGACGCUCUCCUCUUAUCACAUGUCGCGCUCUCACUCCAACGAUGAGCCCAACGACGACCACUACUCUGGCGCUAUGCGACACUCCAAGAGGUCGCGGCCCAACUCCCCCAACUCGACGGCUCCCUCUUCGCCAACCUUCUCCCACGACUCUCUGUCUCCUACUCCCGACCACACUCCCAUCGCCACUCCCGCUCACUCUCCUCGCCUGCGACCUUUCUCCGGCUAUGAGCUCCCCAGCCUCCGGAACCUGUCUCUCCAGCACAACACGACCCCUGCCCUAGCCCCCAUGGAGCCUCAUCUCGAGAACCACCACCUUCAGGGACCUCCUCCCGCUUCUGCUCCCCGCGCCACUGGAAUGUCCCUGACGGACAUCAUCAGCCGGCCAGACGGAUCUCAGCGAAAGCUCCCCGUUCCCCAGGUCCCCAAGGUAGCAGUCCAGGACCUGCUCUCAGAUAACGGAUUCAGCCACAGCGGCAGGAGCUCCGGCGCCAACAGUCUGGCAGGAGGCGAUCUCAUGGAUCGGAUGUAG